This is a messenger RNA of Cydia amplana, 1004 nucleotides long. RefSeq names its product acyl-CoA Delta(11) desaturase-like. The transcript is spliced from 4 exons. Gene Ontology annotation, cellular component: endoplasmic reticulum membrane. Gene Ontology annotation, biological process: unsaturated fatty acid biosynthetic process. NCBI's taxonomy places the organism in Eukaryota, Metazoa, Arthropoda, Insecta, Lepidoptera, Tortricidae. Gene Ontology annotation, molecular function: iron ion binding; stearoyl-CoA 9-desaturase activity. Bases 18 to 1004 code for a protein of 328 amino acids. The record is from RefSeq and is a predicted model, not a curated record.
GCCGAUAAGCAUGCCAAAUGGCUCCUUACGAGAAAGACAUGGAUGCCCCCCUAACAGACGCCUCAGUAGUGGCACCGCAGGCCGCGUCUCGACGGUACUCCGUGGUGUAUCCCGCCGUAGCCACCAUGCUGUUCUGGCAUUUAAGCGGGAUCUACGGACUCUAUCUGGGCGUCUUUUAUGCUAAAUGGGCUACGAUUUUCUUUAAUGUCAUACUGUACAUGUGCGCGAUGCUGGGCAUCACGGCGGGCGCGCACCGGCUGUGGGCGCACCGCUCCUACAAGGCGACCCUCCCGCUGCAGGUCUUACUGAUGCUGUUUCAGAGCCUCGCCUACCAGCACUCGGCGCUUCGCUUCGCUCGGGACCACAGGGCCCACCACAAGUUCAGCGACACGGACGCGGACCCGUACAACCCCGCGCGCGGGUUCUUCUUCGCGCACAUCGGCUGGCUGCUGGUGCGCAAGCACCCGCAGGCCAUCACCAAAGGCAAGGGGAUACACGUGGACGACCUGUACCGGAACCCCGUGCUGGUCUUCCAGAACAAGUACAGUUUCUGCCUCACCAGCUUACUCGCACUCGUGCUACCUGCGCUGGUCCCGACCUACUCCUGGCAGGAGGCCCUAGCCACCGCGCACCACGUGUCCGCGCUGCGCGUGCUCGCCGUCUGGCACGCCUUCUUCACCACCAACAGCGCCGCCCACGAGCGCGGCUACAGGCCUUACGAUAAGCGCAUCAUGCCGACACAGAACCUUCCUGUGACCCUCAUCACGCUCGGCGAGGGAUUCCAUAACUUCCACCAUGUGUUUCCCUUCGAUUACCGAGCGGCUGAACUUGGAAAUAAUUGUUUGAAUCUCACAACGAAGUUUAUAGAUUUGUUCGCGUGGAUCGGAUGGGCAUAUGACUUGAAGCGUGCCUCUCCCGAUGUCAUAUCGAGGAGAUCGAACAGGACCGGAGACGGAACCGAUCUGUGGGGGCGAGUCGAGGAGGAUUUAGUGGGUUCUAGAUAA